This is a messenger RNA of Medioppia subpectinata, 324 nucleotides long. Lineage: Eukaryota; Metazoa; Arthropoda; Arachnida; Sarcoptiformes; Oppiidae. The record is from the annotation of a GenBank genome assembly.
AUGCUCAAUACGAUAGGCGCACAAAAGCUAUUUCACAUCAUCUGUUGCUGUAUUCACGCCAAACAACAGCCAGUGAUUGAGGAGAUGUCGACGACGGGCACCGGUAGCUGUCGGCUGAACAAUGAAAAAACAAUGGCCACUCCGGCCGACUCACCCCCGCUGUCGUCGGGCACGGGUGGGCCCACCCGUACGACCAACGCUAUCGGCAGCGCAGCCACAGUGACCGCUGCGGCCACUGUCGGCGCUCCGGCGGCCGCUGUCGUUGACCACAAAAAUGUCUGUAAUAUUGUUAACGAUAAAUGUAAUCAAUCCACGUUUGUCUAA